Vitis riparia (riverbank grape) is the source of this 1196-nucleotide messenger RNA. Its product is annotated as receptor-like protein EIX1. The transcript has 2 exons. Bases 34 to 1158 code for a protein of 374 amino acids. Lineage: Eukaryota; Viridiplantae; Streptophyta; Magnoliopsida; Vitales; Vitaceae. The record is from RefSeq and is a predicted model, not a curated record. Gene Ontology annotation, molecular function: receptor serine/threonine kinase binding.
AGGCAUCUCAAGUUGAACUAUGUCAACCUGUCAAUGGUCGGAUCUCAUUGGAUGGAGGUAUUCAACAAGCUUUCAUUUUUAACAGAGUUGCACCUACAAGAUUGUGGGCUCUCUGGUUCAAUUUCAUCUCUAAACUCUAUCAAUUUUACUUCACUGUCUAUCAUAAGCAUCAGUGGCAACUCUUUCCAGUCAAAGUUCCCAAUAUGGCUUCUAAACCUUAGCAGCCUUGUAUACAUUGAUGUAAGCUCUAAUCAGUUAUAUGGGCAGAUUUCACCUGGCCUUGGGGAACUACCUAACUUGCAGCACUUGGAUCUAUCUUGGAAUGAAAAUCUCACAGGUAGUUGCUCUCAACUGUUAAGCGGAAGCUGGAAGAAGAUAGAAUUUCUGAAUUUGGCAAUCAAUAAAUUUCUUGGUACAAUUCCAACCUCCAUCGGAAGUUUUUGCAACUUAAAACAUUUGGAUUUGGGUAUCAAUACCUUGACAGGAAGUUUCUCUGAGUUUCUCGAAGAUAUCAAAAAUUGCAGUUCUGAAGGUCCUUUACCAGAACUGGGGUAUUUGGACUUGUUCGGGAAUCAAUUAGUGGGCAGAUUGCCAGAACGGUUGAGUCAGCUGGAAAAACUUACAUAUCUGGAUCUAUCUGGUAACAAGCUUCAAGGCCCUAUCCCUGCUUCUUUUGGGACAUUCAAAAAUCUGAAUGUAAUGAGGCUUGGAUGGAAUGAACUGAAUGGGAGUCUCCCAGUUAGUUUUGGACAACUUUCUGAAUUGGUUGUAUUGAAAGUUUAUGGGAAUCGCUUGACUGGAAUUCUUUCUGAAGAACAUUUUUCAAAGUUAAGUAAGUUGAAGUCUCUGUGGAUGGAUGGAUAUUCAGGUCUCGUUUUGAAUGUUAGUUCCACCUGGGUCCCCCCAUUCCAAAUCACUGAUCUGAGUAUGGCUUCAUGCAAUUUAGGCCCUUCAUUCCCGACUUGGCUUAGGUCUCAAAAGGAGCUCUCCUAUCUAGAUUUGUCAAAUGCUAGCAUCUCAGGUUCCAUACCCAAGUGGUUUUGGAAUAUUUCUUUCAAUCUGCAGUACUUAAUUCUUUCUCACAAUCAGUUACAAGGUCAGCUACCAAAUUCAUUAAAAUUUUCUCCUGGUAAUCGUGUAUAUAUUGAUUCCAUGUAAACACUUGUUUUUAAAAAAUAUUUUAAAUUAUCUUUUUU